AUGCGGGUACUCACGCACCACCGACAUGCCGUCAAUAGGGGAAGUGCGACCCUCGGUGGUCUGACUAUGGUGAACACCGCGUAUUCCUUCCUCUUUGCAUUCCCUGUUGCUGUGGUUUCGCUAGUCGUGCGGUGGCACAAAAAACUCACUUUGAAUCAGCGAGCGCUUUGCGUAACUUGCCUGGUCGUGUGGACGCUCGUGGACGUGCUGCGUCUACACUUGGGAUAUAGCGGUAACCGAAAACAGUACGUGCCCUCUCUAAUCGGCUUUUUUGUGAUGACCCUUCUGCCGCAGCUUCCCCUCGCCAUAGCUUAUAACUUAGCUUGGCCACAUCUUAGCUCUCUCGACUACGCCACGAGUACAGUGAUGAUAAUGUUGCUCGUAGCGGAGAUCGUGUUUAGUCUCCGGGUGAUCGUUCGACUUAUUCGCAAUAAUCGCAUAGACUACUAUGUGUAUGGGCCAUACCAUGUCCGGGAUCUCUACUAG
Trypanosoma brucei brucei TREU927 is the source of this 486-nucleotide messenger RNA. RefSeq lists its product as hypothetical. Bases 1 to 486 code for a protein of 161 amino acids. Gene Ontology annotation, cellular component: ciliary transition zone. The record is from RefSeq and is a predicted model, not a curated record. NCBI's taxonomy places the organism in Eukaryota, Euglenozoa, Kinetoplastea, Trypanosomatida, Trypanosomatidae. Gene Ontology annotation, biological process: non-motile cilium assembly. The transcript has a single exon.